This is a messenger RNA of Cucurbita pepo subsp. pepo (vegetable marrow), 1924 nucleotides long. RefSeq lists its product as uncharacterized. Gene Ontology annotation, cellular component: plasma membrane; plasmodesma. NCBI's taxonomy places the organism in Eukaryota, Viridiplantae, Streptophyta, Magnoliopsida, Cucurbitales, Cucurbitaceae. The record is from RefSeq and is a predicted model, not a curated record.
UCCAACGUUUCGUUAUUCCUCCUCGCAACCGUUUUCAGUUUCCGGCCACCGGCGAGCACCAAGAACAGCUCAACCCGGUAACUUACCUCUCUUUAACCACGAAAUGCCACGUCACUGGUCACCGCCACUUUCAGUUCUAGCUGCAUUUUCACUCUGCUAUUCCUCUGCUCUAUUUCCCUUCUCCCAUGGCGGUUCUCAAACUCCCUUCUCUCAAAUUCCUCCCAUCUCAGAGUGGAGAAAUGAAGACUAUUAUUCUGGUGGGGAGCUUGGUUGGGGAAGUCCUAAGGGGUCUGUUGCUGAAGGACCCGUAAUGGAGCCUGUUGAGCACUCGUUGUUUGUGUUGGCAGCUGAAAGAACUCGAAGAAAAGAUCCUCUUAGUGGGUUUCAAGUUUAUACUAAUGGGUGGAAUAUCAGUGACCGACAUUAUUGGGCUUCUGUUAGCUUCACUGCAGCUCCAUUGUUUGCUGUUGCUGCAGCCUGGCUCUCGGGGUUCGGCCUUUGCUUAUUCGUCGUUUCUCUUUGUUACUUCUGUUGCGAAAAACGCUCAUACAGCUAUUCUCGAACCGCUUAUGCUCUUUCACUACUCCUCCUCAUUAUGUUCUCCAUUUCAGCAAUCAUUGGAUGUGUCAUUUUAUACACUGGUCAAGCAAGGUUUCACAAUAGUUCAUCAAAAACAUUGGAAUAUGUUGUAAGUCAAGCGGAUUUCACUGCUCGAAAGCUUCGGGAUGUAUCGGAUUACUUUGCUGCAGCCAAGCAGACCGGAGUCGAUCAAGUGUUCUUGCCUUCUGAUGUUCAAACUGAUAUCGAUCAAAUCGAGAUCAAGAUCAACUCUUCUGCUAGUGUUCUUGAUGAAAAAACUGUUCAUAACUCAAAUGACAUAAAAGAUCUCCUUGAUUCUAUUCGUCUGGCUCUGAUAAUCGUCGCCGCGAUCAUGCUUUUGUUGACGUUUCUUGGAUUUUUGUUCUCCAUAUUUGGUAUGCAAGUUCUUGUGUACAUCCUGGUGAUAACUGGUUGGUUACUCGUCACCGGGACGUUCGUCUUAUCUGGCACGUUUCUUGUUCUUCACAAUGUGGCUGCAGAUACUUGUGUCGCAAUGGACCAAUGGGUCCAGAAUCCGAGCGCCUACACGGCCUUAGACGACGUUCUUCCUUGUGUCGAUAAAGUGACUGCUCAAGAAACCCUGGUAAAAAGCAAGGAAGUGAGUGCACAACUCGUCGAUUUGAUCAACGAGGUGAUCACCAAUGUCUCGAACAUAAAUUUUUCGCCGAACUUCAAACCGAUGUACUUCAACCAAUCCGGUCCCGUUAUGCCAACGCUCUGUAACCCGUUUCACCAUCCGGACUUGACACCGAGAACUUGCUCUUCCGGUGAAGUAGACUUGCAAAAUGCUACACAAGUAUGGGGCAGCUAUGUCUGCCAAGUUUCGCCUACCGGUGAUAUAUGCAUCACGACGGGGCGAUUGACUCCGAGCUUAUACAGCCAGAUGACGAGCGGAGUCAACUUAAGCUAUGCUCUAUCGAACUACGGUCCUACAUUGGUCGAGCUCCAAGACUGCACGUUUGUUCGUCAAACGUUCGAUGACAUCCAUACAAAGUAUUGUCCUGGUUUACAACAAUACAGCAGAUGGGUGUAUGUAGGAUUAGCAACUGUCUCCAUCGCCGUUAUGCUCUCUUUGAUACUAUGGAUUAUAUACGGUCGAGAACGGCGCCACCGUGCUUAUACGAAAGGACUAACUACUAAACCAACCGGGGAAGAGUUGGAGGGAAACAAAGAAUCUUGAAAACAGUAAGUGUAUGAUUAUUUCCACUUAACGUAGCUGAUAUCGAACGAUCGACUUGUACUUUUUUCGUGUAACACGAAUGUAGUAUAAUAUGGCGAGAUUGGCUUCAAUGUCUAGACCUAUCUUUCGUGCAUUCACAACCGA